AGUGCUUGAUUUCUGACGAAAGAAAAUGAAACUAGGAUGUCUAACAUUGGGUGAAAAAGUGAACAAACAGGUCGUCCUAGCCAAUGACAGCCUCCUUGACCUUUCUUUCAAUUUGAUACUGAACUCCGAUCCUUCUCUAGAUCUAAAGGACCUGACUGUCAGCCCAUUAGGCGAGAUGAAGCUGAAAUCUUGUGGAGGCUCCUGCAAGCUGCAGAUUCAGUUUUCACCUCAGCAGCACAUUGCUCCUUUUUCUGUCGCGCUGCAGGCCGAGUUCAAAGGGUUCUUCCACCACCUGCUGACCAUUGAGGGCUGUUACAAGGGGGUGGAUGUCCAUUUAGACUGCAGCCGAGUGUCUUUUGGAGCUAUGGUCCAAAACUGCCAGACGAACAGGAGGAUUGUCAUGAUGAACGCUAGUGACACUACUGUCAGAUUUCAUUGGCAAACCCAAGGUUUCCCUGCAGAGUUGUCGAUCAGACCAGUAAAAGGAUAAAUCUGCCCAGGCAAGGGCUUUCCCUUUGAAGUGACCUUUACCCCUGUGAAGCUCAGUGACGACAUCAGAUACGAGAACCUGUUCUGCUUCAUCGACGGUUCCCCACUUAUUAAAUUGACGGUCACAGGUUCCUGCGUCCCACCUUCCAUCAGCAAAGAGGUGAUAAAUUUCACUUGCCGAGUGCGCACCUCUCAAACUCAGACCCUGUCCGUAACCAACCCUACUUGUGAGUCCUGCAACGUCAUACUUGUAAUCAAGGGUGAGCAAUUUAGUGCUGCUCACUUUAUGACCUUUGAACCCAACCAAAGCAAGACAUUUGACAUCACGUACAGACCACUGAACAUGACGACUAAUGGAAACAAGCACCUGGGAUCAGUUUUUUUCUCUUUUCCUGGUGGGAGGGGAAUUCUGUUCAAUCUGCAAGGAAGUGCGUUUGCCCCAAAAGCAGAGGACAUCAUCUCACAGGAGGUGUCUGCCAAAACCCAAAGCUCUGUUCUUCUCCAAGUCAACAACUGGCUCACCAGGCUGCAGAGGUUCUCUGUGCUGCUAGAGGUAGUUAAACCUGAGAAACCAGACCCGACUGUGUUCCUCAUAGGACACAAGUCCAUCGAGGUUCCCGCUUUGGCCAAGAUGGACUACAAGAUGUCUUUUAAUGCAUACAAAGAGGGAGAAUACACCACAAAGGUGACAUUUCAUAAUGAAACAACAGGGGAGUUCUUGUUCUACCUCAUCAAUUUUAAAGUCGGCUCUCCAGGAAUCCUGGCUACUAUCAACCUGGAGACGCCUGUUCGCAAAGCGGCCUGCGGUGCUGUACAUGUGGAGAACCCCCUAAACAGAGCGACCAGUUUUACCACAGAGUGUAAAUGUACUGACAUCAAGGCUCCACCUCAGCAGAUCGUUCCGGGACAGUCCAAGGGUUCCCUGAACUUCGAGUAUCUGCCUCUUCAUGUAGGUGAAUCUACCGUACGUCUGACCCUGUGCAGUAGUGACCUGGGCCAAUUUCACUACAAUCUGCUUCUCAAAGCUCUCUCCCCACCACCAGAGGAAACAGUCCACUUCCAGGCUGCACUAGGGAGCAGUGACUCUUCUUGCAUUAAUUUUACUAAUUACUCCCAAAGUGCAACUAAGUACAUCUGUAGGAGUGAUCGUCCUGAUUUUAUCGUGGACAAAACUGUCAGUGUUUUGGCCGGUUUUCCUUUAGGCUUAGAGGUGAAGGUGGAUGUUCGUUUUGAGCCACAUCAGCUGGGCGAGGUGAGAGGGCAGCUCACCUUGAACUCAGAUAUUGGCGGUGAAUACAUAUUUCCUUUGCACGGAGUCUGCACCUUCCCAAGACCUCAGGGCCCGUACAACAUCAAAGGGGGCGGCAGCGUCUCCAUCCCUUUCAAAAACGUGUUCCCGAAGACCACGGCUUUCUCUUUGAAGGUUGACAAUCCAUGCUUUAAUGUCAAAGAGAUGGAGAACAUACCCCCCAAAAAGUCACAUAAUAUCAUGGUGUCCUUUGAAGUUCCUUCCGGAGGGCAUCCUGGACCAUGGUUUGGGAAGUUGACUGUCUGGAGACAGAACCCAGAGGCCCGGAACAAUGACAUUUCAUGGGUCUUUUACCUGAAGGGCCAGCGGCCUCAGUCUUCUUAGGGAAGCAUAAAGAAAACACCCAAGCAGAUAAAGUUCUAACCUUCUUCUUUUUUUCAAAUUAGGUUAUCUCUAUCUUGUGAGUUGGGAUGUUAGACUCUUUUGAAACUAAAAUAUAAAUGUUGAUGCCAAAAAUAUAGUAUCCACAAGCUUUAAUUAUUUUGUUUGAAAAUAUAUUCUUAAAAACCUGAAUAAAUGUUGCAGAAAAGCUCUUCC
Molecule: messenger RNA, 2335 nt
Organism: Poecilia latipinna (sailfin molly)
Lineage: Eukaryota; Metazoa; Chordata; Actinopteri; Cyprinodontiformes; Poeciliidae
Product: hydrocephalus-inducing protein-like
Exons: 11
Coding region: 776-2122 (448 amino acids)
Biological process (GO): axonemal central apparatus assembly; cilium movement
Cellular component (GO): axoneme
Source: RefSeq, a predicted model, not a curated record